CAGCAUCAUGAAGUGCAUUGUGGUGCUCGUCUUCGCCGCGCUGGUCCGCCUCCAUGCGCAGUCGCUCUCACAGGUGCCAUUCCGGACCGUCGAAGCGUACUGGUCCUUUGGCGACGGGCUCAACGACUGGGCAACGUCGUCGACGGCCGCGAUGGAGGCCGAGGUCAACGUCAACGGCGGUCUCUUGCACGGCGUGGCACUUGGCGAGUCGCCGUACAUUGACUCGCCGCUGCUGGAGCUCGUGGUCGACGACCCACCGACCAUCACCAAGGUGCGCGGUUGCAUCGACCAGUACUUUGCGACGAGCGCGCUCACGACGCCCGUGGCCAACGUGACGCUGCAGAUGACCAAGACCAACGGUGUGCACCCUCGCUUUACAUCUCUCUUUGGCCGCCUCUCGCUACCGUAUGCGACAACGUACAACUGCAUGGCCAACGACACGAUCGCGAUCCAAGGCCGCCACUUUGGCGACAACUCCAUCGUGCAGAUCAACGGCCAGCCGUGCCGUGGGCCAUCGACACUCCUUGCGCCGAUGCUCGCCUCGGAUACAUUUGAGGAAGAGGUGCUGCUAUGUACGUUGCCGCCCAACGCGCUCGAUGCACCCAACCCGGCAGUCGUGACCGUCAUCAACGAAGCGUUCCGCGGGCUGCGCGUCGACGGCCGCUUCGUCACAUAUGCACAGCCCGUGACGCUAACACAAGCACCGACGCUCUCCAACGUGGCAGCCCACGCGAUGGACGUGACGUGGGCCCCGCCGAGCGACGUUUGGCAGAGCCUGACGACGACUGGGUAUAUGGUGGCGUGGACCGACGGCACCGCCACCGCAUCCGCGGUCGUCGGGAAUGUCACGACAACGACGAUUCGGCCGUUGGCCGCCAACACCACGUACAAUGUCACCGUGACAGCCCUUGUCGAGAACCAACGCACGGCGCUAUGGCAAGAUGUGGAUCAGUACGGGCGCCGGGCCGUGGACGGCACGGCUGUCAUAGGCGGCCCGUCGCCGGUGGCUGGCCCGGCGGUGCGCACGCUCCUUCACGACAUUGCGUUCUCUAGCUUCUCGGCGGCAGCGAUUCUCAACAACUCGGCCACGUAUCCGCACACGACGCUAGGGCCCACGGGCGACGCGGGCGGCCAAGGCGCGUUUGGCCUCGUGCUCCUCGGCCACGCCAACGUGCAAAAUUGCAACAGCACUAGCGUCUGUUGCGACAUCCUCGCGAGCACCAAUGCGUGCUACCUCACGUGCGCGGCGCUGCCACUGGCAACGACCCGAAGCUCACCGACAGCGUCGCUGACGACGAUCCGCAACAGUAGCGCUGUCACUGUGCCACCAGCUGUCUUGCCUCUUCCGCCGUGCGGGCCUGCGUUGCGCCUCACGGGCUCAGCGCCGUAUUUGACGGGGGCAGCGUGGUAUCCUCGGCCCAUGACGGUGAGCGAAGGCUUCUCGACGACCUUUGCGCUCCGCAUUUCCAACCCGUCGUUCCACUGCAGGUUUAUGGACGACGUGUCGACCCACUGCCGAUCGCGGGGCGGUGACGGUCUCGCCUUUGUGCUCCAAGGCGUCAAUACCUCGGUUGUGGGACGGGGCGGCGCGGGACUGGGCUAUGCGGGCCUCGAGAACGCGCUGAGUGUCGAGUUUGACACGUGGUCGGUGGCUGCAACUCGUCGCGAAUGGAUGACUUAGGUAGUAUGUACGCAGGUACAACGACGACCUCGCCGACGCUUACGAAAACCACGUAAGCGUCCAGACGCGGGGGUUUUCAUCGCCGAACUCGGCCCACCAUGCCUUCUCGCUCGGCGCUACGACCGCGAUCCCCGAUCUCACGGACGGCAGCCACGUCGUGACCAUCACGUACACGCCAUGGCUCACGACCGACAUGGCGUUUGCGCCACACUUUCAGCCGUCGGCGUACGUGUCGCAGCUGCUCCCGCACUGGAACACGCUGGGUCUCGGGUGCCUUGCGAUCACCCUCGACGGCCUCGACGUACUCAGCGUCCCACUGCACCUCGAGGCUACGUUGCAGCUGGGCAUGGGCGGGCGCGCGUAUGUGGGGUUUACGGCCGCGACCGGCGCCGCAGCGUGGCAGGUCCACGACAUUCUCUCGUGGACGUUGGACGCCGACCGUCUGCUUUACUAAUUGCUUGCUUCUGCUCGGUUGCUGGUUGCAGUUGCGUGUUUUUAGACUCGGCGAUGACGUGGCGCGUGCUGGCUCCAGAAAGUGUUUCGGUGAUUCUGGUCGUCGCCAGGAGGACUCGCUGGUGCUGCGAUGGCAAUGCAGCCGCCCCUGUUUUUCAUUAGCAUUAAAUUUCCUCAUCUAAAAGUCGAUGUUGGCCGCCG
Molecule: messenger RNA, 2335 nt
Organism: Saprolegnia diclina VS20
Lineage: Eukaryota; Oomycota; Saprolegniomycetes; Saprolegniales; Saprolegniaceae
Exons: 10
Coding region: 8-1681 (557 amino acids)
Molecular function (GO): protein binding
Source: RefSeq, a predicted model, not a curated record